AUGGAUCAAGACAAUUCUAUAUUUCAACAUGAAUUAGAGGACACCUUUGAUAAUUUACUAGAAUCUAAUUCAGAUUCUAUGUCUAUUAUUCCCUUUGAAUCUUCUUCAACGGCAUAUAAUCUUGAAUAUUUUAUAUCACCCUUCAACGAUGAAUAUUUUAAUUCAUCAUUAUACACUUCAGAAAAUUUAACACUUUCUGAUAAUUCUGCGCAGUCUGCUUUGUCAUUAGAUAAUUUUGAAGAAAUUACUUUAUCUUCAGAUAGUCUAAACUAUUCUGAUUCUUCAAAUAGUACUUCUCUACAAAAUACUAUAAAACAUAAAUCAGUUUUUGUUACAUCGUUCAAUAAAAAACCCAAACCUGGAAAAAGUUGGGUGUGGAAAUAUAUGAAUAAAGAUAAAUUAGUAAAAAAAAUAACAUGUUUAGUUCCAGUUGAACGAAAUAGAAAAAUCGAAAAAUGCGGAGAAUCUUUUGCACUUCUUACUAGUACAAGUACACUAGGUGCUCAUUUACGCACAAUACAUCGCUUAUCAGAAAAUGGAUCAUUGUUACCAUUAUCAGGUAUAUCUAAACAACCAAUCUCUAAAAAGCCUAUUGAGGUAGCUCAAAAAGAUCCUACACAACCCACAUUAUUAGAUACAAUAAAAAAUCGACAUUACCUUCUAAAAAAAAAGAUAGAUUAA
Racocetra fulgida is the source of this 681-nucleotide messenger RNA. NCBI's taxonomy places the organism in Eukaryota, Fungi, Glomeromycota, Glomeromycetes, Diversisporales, Gigasporaceae. The record is from the annotation of a GenBank genome assembly.